GAUAACCGAAGUGUGUUUUCUUCUGUGAUCGUUUAGAAAUCUACCCAAAUUUUGGAUUUUGCGAUAAGGGUUUUUCUUAAUUUCGUCUACGGAUAUAGAAAAUGUCUUCCAUCAAUUUAUCCUCAUCAUCUCCUUCCACCAUAUCUCUUUCCCGCUCAAGACUAAGCCAAAGCUCUACUACAUUACUCCAUGGACUACACCGUGUUAGUUUACCAUCUUACCAUCCAUCAACGUUUUCAAUUAAAACCACUGGAAAAGUUAAGGCUGCAGUGAUCUCUAGAGAAGAUGAUCUGCUCUCAUUCACCAACGGAAACGCUCCUCUCUCAAAUGGGUCUCUCAUUGAUGAUCGGACUGAAGAGCCAUUAGAGGCUGAUUCAGUUUCACUUGGAACACUUGCUGCUGAUUCAGCUUCUGCACCAGCCAAUGGUUUUGUUACUGAAGAUGAUGACUUUGAGUUGGAUUUGCCAACUCCAGGUUUCUCUUCUAUCCCUGAGGCCAUUGAAGACAUACGCCAAGGGAAGCUUGUGGUGGUUGUGGAUGAUGAAGAUAGAGAAAAUGAAGGGGAUUUGGUGAUGGCUGCUCAGUUAGCAACACCUGAAGCUAUGGCUUUUAUUGUGAAACAUGGAACUGGGAUAGUUUGUGUGAGCAUGAAAGACGAUGAUCUCGAGAGAUUACACCUUCCUCUAAUGGUGAAUCAGAAGGAAAACGAAGAAAAGCUCUCUACUGCAUUUACAGUGACUGUGGAUGCAAAACAUGGUACAACAACAGGAGUAUCAGCUCGUGACAGGGCAACAACGAUAUUGUCUCUUGCAUCAAGAGAUUCAAAGCCUGAGGAUUUCAACCGUCCAGGUCAUAUCUUCCCGCUGAAGUAUCGGGAAGGCGGGGUUCUGAAAAGAGCUGGACACACUGAAGCAUCUGUUGAUCUUACUGUUUUAGCUGGACUGGAUCCUGUUGGAGUACUUUGUGAAAUUGUUGAUGAUGAUGGUUCCAUGGCUAGAUUACCAAAACUUCGUGAAUUUGCCGCCGAGAAUAACCUGAAAGUUGUUUCCAUCGCAGAUUUGAUCAGAUAUAGAAGAAAGAGAGAUAAAUUAGUGGAACGUGCUUCUGCCGCUCGGAUCCCAACAAUGUGGGGACCUUUCACUGCUUACUGCUAUAGGUCCAUAUUAGAUGGAAUAGAGCACAUUGCAAUGGUUAAGGGUGAGAUUGGUGACGGUCAAGACAUUCUUGUGAGGGUUCAUUCUGAAUGUCUCACAGGGGACAUAUUUGGGUCUGCAAGGUGCGAUUGCGGGAACCAGCUAGCACUCGCAAUGCAGCAGAUCGAGGCUACUGGUCGUGGUGUGCUGGUUUACCUACGUGGACAUGAAGGAAGAGGGAUCGGUGAAUUAGUGCUUGUACAUUGCCUUGUUCCGGAUGUUCCUUGUUGCCUCCCGUUUCUCAAGAGUUUGCGUCUUGUGAAAAUGGGUUACGCAUGUCUUCAUAAGAUUUUACGCGGCUGUCCUUAUCUUCAAAAUCUUAAAAUGUGUGUGAAUGAAGAAGAACACGAGGGAGAAGACACCACUAUCGCGUUGCCUUGUUUACGACAUUUAUCCUUGUGGGACAUGAUGAGAUACAAGAGUAAGAGUGGUGUGUUUGUGAUAGAGGCUCCUCGUCUCAAGUACCUUAAGAUUAUUGAUGAUGUUGUCUAUGACUCUCGUCGAAUUGAGAAUAUGCCCAAUUUGACUGAGGCGCAUGUUGACAUCACUCAAGGAGUUACCCACAAGUUUCUGAGAGCUCUUGUUUCUGCCCGCCGCCUUUAUCUAUGCGUAUCACUACUCUCAGAGGUUGGUGGGAGCUCCUCACUCAAAUGCUCCAAAAUUCACCCAAACUAGUAUCUCUCAAACUCACCGAUGAACAACAAUAUCCUACUGACGAAACUCCAGAUUGCUGGAAGCGGCCGAGUUCUAUUCCGGA
Molecule: messenger RNA, 1950 nt
Organism: Arabidopsis arenosa
Lineage: Eukaryota; Viridiplantae; Streptophyta; Magnoliopsida; Brassicales; Brassicaceae
Source: the annotation of a GenBank genome assembly